AUGACCUCUUUCAGGGUCAACCUGCGAACUCAGAAGCGCCUCGCGGCCUCCGUUGUCGGCUGCGGAAAGCGCAAGAUCUGGCUCGACCCUAACGAGCAGAGCGAAAUCUCCAACGCCAACUCCCGCCAGACCAUUCGCAAGCUUGUCGCCGAUGGCCUCAUCAUCCGAAAGCCCGUGACGAUGCACUCGCGUUCGCGCGCCCGCGAGCUCAACCUUGCCCGCAGAGUCGGCCGCCACCGUGGUUACGGUAAGCGCAAAGGUACUGCUGACGCGCGUAUGCCGUCGCAGGUCCUUUGGAUGCGCCGCCUCCGCGUCCUCCGCCGCCUUCUCGUCAAGUACCGCGCCAGCGGCAAGAUCGACAAGCACCUGUACCACGAGCUCUAUCAUCUGAGCAAGGGUAACACCUUCAAGCACAAGCGCGCCCUUGUUGAGCACAUUCACCGCGCCAAGGCCGAGAAGCAGCGCGAGAAGGCUCUCAAGGACGAAAUGGAUGCCAAGCGUGCGAAGACCAAGGCUGCCAGAGAGCGCAAGCAGGAGAGAGCCGCUGCCAAGCGAACUGCUAUGCUUGCCGACGAGGAGUAG
Messenger RNA from Cordyceps fumosorosea ARSEF 2679, 582 nucleotides. RefSeq names its product ribosomal protein L19A. The record is from RefSeq and is a predicted model, not a curated record. Gene Ontology annotation, molecular function: RNA binding; structural constituent of ribosome. Bases 1 to 582 code for a protein of 193 amino acids. Gene Ontology annotation, biological process: translation. Lineage: Eukaryota; Fungi; Ascomycota; Sordariomycetes; Hypocreales; Cordycipitaceae. Gene Ontology annotation, cellular component: cytosolic large ribosomal subunit; ribosome. The transcript has 2 exons.